This is a messenger RNA of Penaeus indicus, 5346 nucleotides long. RefSeq lists its product as uncharacterized. The transcript is spliced from 7 exons. The record is from RefSeq and is a predicted model, not a curated record. Bases 236 to 1294 code for a protein of 352 amino acids. Lineage: Eukaryota; Metazoa; Arthropoda; Malacostraca; Decapoda; Penaeidae.
UGCGUGCGUGCGUGCAUGUGUGCGUGCGUGCGCGUGCAACAGGCUCCAAGUGUAUCCGCCCGCAGACUGCAAAAGGCUCAGUUAAGACAUCUUGUAACCUGUGGGAAGUAGUGUUGGUAUAAAAUACUUUUUAGGGAAUUCAUUAGAAUACACAAACAAGUUCACCAACAAGGUGCAACUGUUUGAAAAUUUGUGGUCAUUUGGCAGAGCGUAAAAACGGCGUAAACUACGUAGUAUGAGCAAUUUGAAGUAUGUGACGACAAUAAUCCUCUUCGGGUUGUGUAUUACACCGUCAGUAAAGACAAAGUACUGUUAUAACCCAUUGGAAGACUGUCCACCGAAUAGCAAGUGUUUAGGUGUAAUAGGAUGUCGCUGUGUUAAUGGGUAUGUGUUUGUUGGUGCAGAGUGUCAAAAAGUAUUUUACCAGAAAGUCUUGGAGCCCUGCAACAUACAGAAUGGUUCAGUAUAUGUAUGUGACGAUAAGCAACAUAGCUUCUGUGCAGAAAAGAAAUGUGUGUGCUUUGCUACUUUUCUCCCAAAUGUAACCAGUGGGCGGUGUGAACCUGAAGCCGAUUUCCUGCUUGCCAGUAACCUUACAAAGUACAUUGUCCUACAUGGUGAAUACUGCAAUUCGAAAUCACAUUGUGUUGAAGGCUUGGAGUGUUCUAAACAUGAGUGUUCCUGUCCCAGCACCUGUAUAUACAAGAAGGAAAUACAGGCAUGUGACUGUGGUGCAACAGGACCUUCAACAGGACCUAUAAUUGUUGGCAUCCUGGGUGGUUUGUUAAUCAUAGCAUUUUGGAGCUGGACAAUAAGGAUUACUUGGAAGAGACACACAAAAAAGCAGGUGUACCAGGAUGAUGCAUCAGCACCUCCAUCUUCUCAACAAAGUACAGCUUUAUAUCCUCUUGCUCGGGUUACAUUCGAUGUACCAGUUGCCCCACCUGUGUCACAGGAACAAGAGGGCACUGGGAUUACUCCAGAUGAAAUACCAGCAGAAUGUUAUCCACUGGUACCACCUGCACAACCUUUAGGAUUUCAGAGUCCUGCCAACUCUCAAUACUCAUCGUCACAGGGUUUUCCUUCUAAUGCAUAUAAUGAUGCCUACUUAGCUAAUGUUUCUGGAGAUCCUUCAGCCCCACCUCCACCAUAUUCAGCCAUUACACAUUAUCCACCAUAUGCACCUUCAUCCUUACCUCCUCCAUAUCCUGCUGACACACCUUCACAUCCUCCCCCGUCCAUACCUCCCUCAUACUCUUCAUUAUCUUCAGUCCCAUACCCUCUUAAUCCAUAAAUGACACCUCAACUUGUUUCUCAAUUAUUUAAGUGCAGCAAAAAUUAAUUUUUAAGCACUAUGGUAACAUGACACAGGAUCACAUAGCCCUCUAUAUUGGAAGAACCAUUUACAAGAACUAUGAAUAACAGAGUUUUUUUUUUUUCUCAAUCUGUUGUCUUUCAUGUUUUGGGGACUAUUUUUUUUACUUCUAAAUCAUGCAUUUCCUAAUAACCUACUUGAAGUGAUUGUCUCAAAAUAAAGUUUUCCAGUGAAUUACAUGAAUACAUGAAUAUUGUGUUAGGUUUGGAAGAUAAAUAGAAUUACUAAGCUAAUAUAAAUUCAUCAUGGUUAUCAAACACUGUUAUAGAUAUGUGUGUGACAUAAACAUUUUGAGGUUAACUUCCCGAAGUAUGGCUUGAUUAAAUAUUAACAAAGUUUAAGUAAUCAUAGGAAAGAAAAAGUGGCAUCACCCUGUGUUCUGAAGUACUCCAAUCUGCCAAGUCUAUUCUUUUUUCAAAUCAUUGCACACUUAUUACUUAUUUUACAUGUUUAGUAGUUUUUUAAACGAUAUAUUUGAUUUAUUUAUAUAUAUAUUUUUUUAUAAAACAAAAUUCUGCCAUCAACUCAUUUUUUCUCCAAAGUGUCCAGAAAUUUAUACUGUCACAUACAUAUCCAGUCCAUUGUGGUUUUAUUUUCUAAAUUCUAUUCACUCUGCAAAAGAAGUGCUUAUUCAACAAGAAGUCUGUUACUAGGCCUACCAGAUCUCAUCUGCUGAAAAUAAUAUCAGAAAGGAAAUAUAAAUUCAAGGAAUUAUCAGGUGAGGCCUAUUAAUUAACUCCUUGGUGACUAAGCAUUUGUGGAGUCAUUGUGUAAAUAAAAUUCACUAGACAAAACUGCUGUGGAGAGUGCAUGUACCAGGCACCAUAUACAAAAAUUGGUUUGAGAUUAUAGGUAGAGUAUGUGUCCAUGCUUGAAAUUGACAGUGAAUUAAAAACCAUAUUAUUGUUUAAUAUAAAAACCUGUAUGUACUGAUGAGUCAGAUGAAAAAUGAAGAGUUAUGUAUGUUUUAUAUAAUAUAUUGGCAUUAGUGAUUAAAGUGUUAGUGAAAUUGUAAAGUUGUGUAAAAAGGCUUCUUAUUCAUUAGGACAAUAGUUGAUAUCGUAGGAAAAGUAAAUACACAUUGCUAAAUAAAUCAAUAUUUACAUGUUUACAUGCUAACACUUCCUCCCCUACAUACAUAAAGACACAAAAUACAUACACAUACAGUCACACUCACACACAUUUGUAGUUUGUAAUAACCAUCAGAAAAUUAUUUUUACUUGCAUUCUAUGUCAUUCUAUGUCAUGUUUCAAGCAUGCUGUGCGCUCACUUAGGAAACUCUAUCUGGCAUGCUAGUAGGGAUGUCCAUGUGGCUGAGUAAAUGGUUGUUAUGCAGUCACAAAAUACAGUAGCCAGUAUGUGGGUGGUAAGCCAAUAGUUCAUAUCACAACAAUUUGUGCUCAAUGCUCUGUACCUGGUGUCAGACCAGCUGUUAGUUUCUGGUGAUUGAUUUCAACUAAGGACAGAGGUAAUCUUUUGUUUUGCAUGUCAGUAUUAUCACAAAGUGGCUAAUAACAGACUUACCACUCUUGCCCAUCAGACUACCUGAUGGUAUUGACAUGGCCAAAGGUGGCAUAAUCUCUUUUUAGGAUAUACUUCUCUCAGAUACAUAACACAAUGUGUGCUGUCUGCAUCAUACCUGCAUUUUCUUCUCUUUUGGAGAAAUAAGUGUAAAUUGUAAAUAUUGACAUGUAUAUAUGAUGUGAUAUGUAUACAUGCCUAUCCACAGGUAUUACUGUACUUGGUUAGGUUGUAGUAAGGCAUAUUAUAUUGCUUAGGAUAUAUAUUCCUCAGUUUUUAGAUAUUAUAAUUUACAACUUGUAUUAUAACUAUAAUGAUGACUUUUAUCAAGAAAAGGAAUCCUCAGGCAGGUGAUCACAUCACUGGCCUAUCAUUGCCAAUGAAUGCACAUAUCAUCAAUAGGCUGCAUCCACCUUUCACUUCCAGCCAUGAGGGUCCUUUAUGGUGUCUCUUGGCAGGGCCUCAACCCAUCUCAAACUCCUCACAACAGGUCUUGUCGAGCUGCUCAAGCCAUGAUCUCCUAGGUUGUCCCAUGGGCCUCCUUCACCCAGGAUUGUCUUGCAGAGAGACUAUGGGCAUGGUCAUCCACAGGGAAAUGAGCUAGGUGCCUAUAUAGCCGGUAUAGUAACAAGUCCCAUGCCAGUCUCACAGUGUAGCUGUUGAUUGGAUACAUGUUCCUGCCAACUGUACCCCAUGAUCCGGCGAAGAGACUUGUUACAAAUGGCAUCAAGACGAUACUCCAAGACACUAAAUAGCGUCUAGGUGUCGCUUCCAUACAACAACACUGGUAGUAUUAAGGCUUUGAAGACACAUAGCUUGGUCCUUCUGUACAGGUACCAACAUCUCCAAGUGCUCUUGUUGAUCGAGGUCAUGGCUCCUACUGCCAGACCAGUCCAUCUUCUGAUUUCUUGGUCUGACAGCCCAGAGAUAUAGACUACGCUACCAAGGUAUGCAAAGCUCUCUGUGACUUCAUUAUUCUCACUGCAAGCAUUUAGUUGAACCAUUCGACAUCCAAUGUCUCCAGGGAGAUGAAAUUCUGCCUUACCCUUGGGCAUAUGCCACUGGGCUCCUGCGAUGCUUCGACUGUUUUGUGCUUCGACUCCCACAGAGCAACUGGGUCUGUCAGGCUUUUAAGUUCUGUGAAUCAAUCAGAGAUAGCCAUAGUGGACCCACGGGCACACACCUCCCACAGUCUGUCCAAGUGAAACACAAUAGAGUGGCCACUGGAUAGACAAGGAGUUUUGAAGUGGACCUGUAGGGUAGCCACCACAAGCCUAUGACCAGUGCUACUGAACUCAGUAAUCCGGUAAACUCUGCAGAGGAUCCUCCACUGAGUGCUGACAAGAAUGUGGUCGAUCUCAGUACCUGUAUUGCUUAACCAUGUCCAGCAAUGUGGGUUGGAAUGCUGAUAACAGGAGCCAGAAAUCCUCAUUCUUUGGGAUCUAGCAAAGUCCUGGAGAAGGAGGCUGUUCUUGCUGCUGGGAUCAGCUCCCGAGCCAUGGAGGCUGACAGACAAUGCGAAUGUCUCACCAGGGGCAAUAGUCUGCCACGGAUGUGAGUUUGGGGUAGAACGCCUCUUUCACAUUAAGUUUGCAAACAUCGGUAGGAGCGUACACAGUAAUAAGAGAAACGAAGCCAAAAGCAUGUUUCAGUCUCAAUGCCAUAAUACAUUCAUCAGUGUUACCUCAACUACUGAGGGUUGAAGUCAGCUGGAGAUGGCUAUGGCUACUCCCUUGAGGUGAUGACCAUCACAAUGGCCUGACCAGUAGUAAGUGUCCCUAUCCAUACUAAUCAUGCCACUGCCCCUCCAAUUCCCUAAAUAGCAGAGGUACCCGCUCAUCUUGCAGUAAGGACCAGAUGUUCCAAGUGCCUACCCUGAUAGCUCGCCUGAGGUUAAGCCUUGGGUGGUCACUCCGGGUGGAUGCCAGCUCUGCCAUCCUACCAAAGCUGCCCUAAAUAAAGGGGGUUGGCAGGCUGUGGGGCCCACUGUCCAUUUUAAAAUCAGAAGAACUAAGUAGAAAAUGGUUCUCAUAUCACUGAUUUUAUAUGCAGAAAAAUUCUCGUUUUAUGUAGAUGGCUUGAGCAUGUCCAAGAAGAAGACAAGCCAGAUGAAAAUUAUAUACUACUGUGCCUUCAAAAUCCAUUUUCAGUGACACAGUUCAUUUCAUAACAUAAUGAGAAACUCAUUUGUCAAAGAUGCCAGUGGUUUGGCUUGGUGUGCCUCCCAGUGCCAAAUCCAGGCCAGACCACAGUUGAUGUUUGUAAUAUAUUCAUUUAGGCAAGAGUGGCCUUCCUAAAACUAAAGUCCUUCAAGGCCUUACCUACAGGGGAAUCGUGACUUAAAAUCAGAUCACUAAAAUUGUAUAUUUAUAGUUGUACAUUGAGUGUACAAAAAUAAAUGAUAUAUUUUUGUUUUAUGUCUUAUAUGAAUACAUUUUCUUUGAAUUUAA